This is a messenger RNA of Branchiostoma floridae (Florida lancelet), 2051 nucleotides long. Its product is annotated as UDP-glucuronosyltransferase 1-5-like. The record is from RefSeq and is a predicted model, not a curated record. Gene Ontology annotation, molecular function: UDP-glycosyltransferase activity. Lineage: Eukaryota; Metazoa; Chordata; Leptocardii; Amphioxiformes; Branchiostomatidae. Bases 243 to 1820 code for a protein of 525 amino acids. The transcript is spliced from 4 exons.
AUGCUAUUCUACGAGGAUAAUCGGCUUAUCGUUGUUUAUAUAACCCACAAAGCUGGUUAUCUAUUCUCAGAAUGGCCUCAUUCAAACAACAGGUGCUGUGAUUGGAGGAACAUACGUAGUGUACAGCGAAUUACCAAUCAGCACUCCGCUUGUAAAUGUACUCUACAGGUUGAUUCCAUUUAGCUUCCAUCACUUGUACGGGCGUUCAUCAAAGUUUGAAAAGUACCGAGCCGCUUGGCGACAUGGGAAGCAAACUUCGGUGCACCGUCGUUCUGUUCCUUGUCCUGGGUCUUCUCACCAGCCAUAGGACCAGUGCGGAGAAGGUUCUGAUGUUUCCUACACCAGGGUUUUACAGCCACUGGCUGGUACUGGCAGAAAUCGGGCAGGCGUUGGUUGACAGGGGUCAUACCGUCACCGUCGUUCUUCCCCAGGACCUUGUGGACGCACGGCGGGCAGAAAGGUCUGGUUUUUGGUUUGAGACCUUUCAAGACCACGGAACCGGGGCAAGAAUCAAGGAGCUUAUAGACUACAACGUGGCAAUGGCUGGACAGGCGUCUACAUCUAUUUUCCAUACCUUAGAGGCAGGCAUCAAUAUGACCGGGACAAUGACAAGACACUGUGACUUACUUCUGAGGGACAGUACCCUGGUAGGUCGCCUGAGGGCGGCACAGUACAGUGUAGUUCUUACUGAACCCAUCUUCCCCUGUGGCGCUCUCAUGGCAGCUCAUGUAGACGCCAAGCUGCCAAAUGUCGCCGUCCUGCGAUAUGAUGUUUAUUUUCAGGACGUUAAAGCUACAGGUGUCCCCCACCCCCUGUCCUACGUAACAUCAGUGGAAACGGAUCUCACUGAUCAAAUGACUUUUCUACAGAGAUUUCAGAACGUUGGCUUUUACAGUCUUGUUCACGUGGCGGCGAGCGUGUACGACGGCGUGGCCCGGGAGUACCUCGGCGAGGGAGUGACUACACAGAGCGUCAUGUCCCGUACGACGUUGUGGCUGUAUCAAACCGACCCCGUGCUGGAUUUCCCCCGUCCCACCAUGCCCAACAUGGUCCAUGUUGGCGGACUAAACGUCCGUGAGGCUGCGCCACUUCCCAAAGACCUGGAAGCGUUCAUGCAGUCUUCCGGACAGCACGGAGUGGUUAUCGUCAGUUUCGGGACGAUUGUGAAGACCAUGGAAUCGGAACAGAUAGAAGUCUUCACUGCAGCCUUCGCCCGUCUCCGCCAGAAGGUGGUGUGGCGGUACACGGGAGAGAAGCCGGCCGGUCUGGGCAACAACACCAAGCUGAUGGCCUGGCUGCCUCAGAACGACCUGUUAGGCCACCCGAAGACCAGAGUCUUCAUAACCCACGCGGGUUACAACGGCGUGUGCGAGACGCUGCACCAUGGCGUACCGAUGGUUUGUCUGCCGCAGUUUGGAGACCAUCCCGGUAACACCGCUCAGGUGGUGGCCAGAGGGCUGGGGGUGAAGCUAGACAUCAACAGGGUGACAUCAGACGAGUUGUAUCAAGCCAUUCUCUAUGUUCUCACCAACAACAGUUACCGUGAUACUGCAGCCCACCUGUCCUGCCUGCACCGUGACCAGCCCCAGUCACCCAUGGAGCGGGCCGUCUGGUGGAUAGAACACGUCAUCAAACAUGGCGGACUGCCCCAUCUCCGCGCACGCGCCGUGGAGCUGCCGUGGUACCAGUACUACUUGCUGGACGUGGCUGCGUUCCUUUUGGCUGUCUGUGCAGCUGUACUGGGAGCCGUGUGGUACAGCUGUUCGUUCAUUUGUAGAAAGUGUUGUUGUAAACGUGAAAACAAGAUCAAAUCACAGUAGAUUUAGAGUUUCAUGAUGAAUACAAGAUGAGGAGGAGGAAAUAGAGAGAGAGAUAGAGGCGAGGGAGAGAGAGAGAGAGACAAAGGUGACAAGGAAAGAAACUUAUCGAAGGAACAAGCUAGUCAAGUGCUCCGCAUGGGUCAGUUGUACUCCAGGCUGCCACAAUGCACUGCGUUGAUUAAAAUUCCAGUGUCCUGUAAAAGAUAAUGAAAGUCUCAAUAAACGACAUCG